Rhinopithecus roxellana (golden snub-nosed monkey) is the source of this 3358-nucleotide messenger RNA. It is a transcript of the gene HDAC11, whose product is annotated as histone deacetylase 11. Bases 693 to 1652 code for a protein of 319 amino acids. Gene Ontology annotation, molecular function: histone deacetylase activity. The transcript has 10 exons. The record is from RefSeq and is a predicted model, not a curated record. NCBI's taxonomy places the organism in Eukaryota, Metazoa, Chordata, Mammalia, Primates, Cercopithecidae.
UCGGGACGGGUACUUCCAGGCCCUCUCGGCGCGCCAGACCAGCCCCGCGCCCCUGUUCGGUGGCCCGAGGGACGCGCGCCGGCCGCGGGCCAGGGCCCAGACCCGGAGCGGUCGGGCGACGUGCGCGGGUCUGACGUCUGCGCUGCCCAGCCCCCUGGCUGCGCGGACGCCCCCACGGAGGCAGCCACGGGGGCGGAUUUCUGUCUCUGAGUGACGACUGCCAGGGUGUGAUGGGAAGGGUCAGCCGCGCAGUGGGGCCAGGGGAACCCUCACCCCCGCCCUGGCUCGGGUUGGGUCCCGAUUUGCGUUUCUGAGCGCUUGCUGUGCUCAGCUCCUCAGUUGGAUUCUCUGAGUCCUCACAACAGCCACACAUUUUGCAGCCGAAGCCUUGUGCCACACAGCUGUGGGGGCAGUUAUUACAGGGCAGAGGUGAUGCGCGGAGGCCUUGCAGCCAGACACACCUGAGUGCACGCCCGCUUCUCCACAGACCUGCACUGUGACCUUGGGCACACCUGGUCUGCUCUCUGAGCCUCUGGUGCGAUUGUGGUGCCUACCCCCAGGGCUGCUGUGAGGACCGGAUUGGAAUUGGGUUCAGGGAAAGACAACCAGUGCUACACACAACCCAGCUGUACCAGCAUGUGCCAGAGACACGCUGGCCAAUCGUGUACUCGCCGCGCUACAACAUCACCUUCAUGGGCCUGGAGAAGCUGCAUCCCUUUGAUGCCGGAAAAUGGGGCAAAGUGAUCAAUUUCCUAAAAGAAGAGAAGCUUCUGUCUGACAGCAUGCUGGUGGAGGCGCGGGAGGCCUCGGAGGAGGACCUGCUGGUGGUGCACACGAGGCGCUAUCUUAAUGAGCUCAAGUGGUCCUUUGCUGUUGCUACCAUCACAGAAAUCCCCCCUGUUAUCUUCCUCCCCAACUUCCUUGUGCAGAGGAAGGUGCUGAGGCCCCUUCGGACCCAGACAGGAGGAACCAUAAUGGCGGGGAAGCUGGCCGUGGAGCGAGGCUGGGCCAUCAACGUGGGGGGUGGCUUCCACCACUGCUCCAGCGACCGUGGCGGGGGCUUCUGUGCCUAUGCGGACAUCACACUCGCCAUCAAGUUUCUGUUUGAGCGUGUGGAGGGCAUCUCCAGGGCUACCAUCAUUGAUCUCGAUGCCCAUCAGGGCAAUGGGCAUGAGCGAGACUUCAUGGGCGACAAGCGUGUGUACAUCAUGGAUGUCUACAACCGCCACAUCUACCCCGGGGACCGCUUUGCCAAGCAGGCCAUCAGGCGGAAGGUGGAGCUGGAGUGGGGCACAGAGGAUGAUGAAUACCUGGAUAAGGUGGAGAGGAACAUCGAGAAAUCCCUCCAGGAGCACCUGCCCGACGUGGUGGUGUACAAUGCAGGCACCGACAUCCUCGAGGGGGACCGCCUUGGGGGGCUGUCCAUCAGCCCAGUGGGCAUUGUGAAGCGGGAUGAGCUGGUGUUCCGGAUGGUCCGUGGCCGCCAGGUUCCCAUCCUUAUGGUGACCUCAGGCGGGUACCAGAAGCGCACAGCCCGCAUCAUUGCUGACUCCAUCCUUAAUCUGUUUGGCCUGGGGCUCAUUGGGCCUGAGUCACCCAGUGUUUCAGCACAGAACUCAGACACACCGCUGCUUCCCCCUGCAGUGCCCUGACCCUCGCUGCCCCGCCUGUCACUUGGCCCCGCCUAUCCGCCCCUUAGUGCUUUUUGUUUUCUAACCUCAUGGGGUGGUGGAGGCAGCCUUCAGUGAGCAUGGAGGGGCAGGGCCAUUCCUGGCUGGGGCCUAGAGCUGGCCCUUCCUCCACUUUUCCCUGCUGGAAGCCAGAGGGGCUCGAGGCCUCUAUGGGUGGGGGCGGAAGGCAGAGCCUGUGUCCCAGGGGGACCCACACGGAGUCACGGGUCCAUGGGUCGAGGGAGGCAGGCAGUUCACUGAGAAUCGGAGAGGACAGGCGAGGUCCCAGGCACAGCAAGGGCCCUGGGCUUGGAGUGUUCUGGUUUUGAGAAUGGCAGACCCAGGUCAGAGUGAGGAAGCUUCCACCUCCAUCCUGACUGCCCUCCCUCCCUCCCCUUGGUCGUGGGAUUUGCUGCCCUCUGCCCCAGAGCUGAAGAGCUAUGGGUGCUGGUGUGGAUGGCCCAGGAGGUGCUGCAGCUAGGCCUCCAGGUGGACCUGGUUCCCAGGCAGCAGGUGGAAACCCUGGGCCUGGAUGUGAGGGGCGGUCAGGAAGGGGUACAGGUGGGUUCCCUCAUCUGGAGUUCCCCCUCAAUAAAGCAAGGUCUGGACCUGCCUUCCCAGGCCCUUCUGCGGGGGUGAAGGUGGGAAGGCCUGCAGCCCCGGAUCACUGCCUUAGCAGUAGUCUUGCCUGUUCAGUGCAAGGGGCAGGUUUUAGGGGAGGAAUUCUUAGGUCAGGGACAGACCUCAGCCCUGUUGUCUCCAGGGGGCUGCUGACCCAGGUGGGGAGGGGGCAGAAGAAGGGUGGGAGACAUGAGCAGGCCAGGCUCACAGGUGGAAAUCAGAGAUGCAGGCUGGUGGCCAAGCCAGGUCCUGUGGGAACCCAGGCCCAGGGAGGGACCCAGGUACUGGUGAGGUGGGGCAGGGUUUCCCGGAGAGAGGGCAGUGAGGAUCUCUAUCCGGCCUGGGGGUUGUGAGCAUAGGUAGCCGGGGCAGGGCCCUGGGUGGGACUGUGGCCUCCACUGGCCUCACCAAAGUGCCUGGGCCCCGAUCUCUGUCCGUGCCCAGGGCCCCCAGGUGGGCCGGGUCUCUGGCCUGUUCCUCAGCCCUACUCAUGGGGACAUUCAGGGGCCUCCAGGAAGUGGGUGGGGGAACAUCCACCCCUGCUAGCCAGCAGCUGUGGCCCUGACCAAAUCAGGGGCUGGGGAGGGAAAGUGGGUCCGCUGAGAUGUCCCUGCUCCAUCAGCCCCCUAUGGGACUUAUGUUCAUCACAGUGAGGGGGUGCUCCCACUGUCUCCCGCCCUCCCUCAUGCUCCCUCUGCUGCAGGGGAAGGGUUCCAAGAUCACAAAUUGUCAACAACGCUGGCCUCCUGGACCAGACCCCGAGGCUCUAACAAUGCACUCUGAGAUCCCUACCCUUGCUGUUGGUCUCUGUCGCUGACUCGAGGCACCUAACAUCCGUUCACACCCAACUCAGGCCAGCGAAUUCUGGGGCUCAGCCACAGACACGGUUUGUCACUGGUUGAGCUUCUGUUCCUAGAGAACCCUAGAGGCUUGAUUGGCCCAGGCUGCUGUGUGUGCUGGAGGCGAAGAAUCCCAACCUUCUGGGGGUGGAAGGAAAUGAAAAUGGAAAGUUCUUGUAGUGCAAGGCCUGACAUGGGUAGCUGCUCAAUAAAUGCUAGUGUGUUAUU